Cuscuta epithymum is the source of this 6953-nucleotide messenger RNA. The record is from the annotation of a GenBank genome assembly. NCBI's taxonomy places the organism in Eukaryota, Viridiplantae, Streptophyta, Magnoliopsida, Solanales, Convolvulaceae.
CUUAGACCUGCCCUGCUGGCCGUCAGUCCGUCCGAGCUCUAAUAUUCACCGGCCACCUCCAUGGCUCCAUGUUCCAUCAGCUUUGAUUUUAUAGAUCCUAUUUUACAUAUUUUCCGCCUGAGGGAAUUAUAUUUCAUCACCGCCCACCGAUGAUACUUCGACUCCUCAUCAGCGUCGGUCAAACAAAUAUUACGGGUCAUAAGCUACCCCAAGCGCUGAUUUGUACCGUUCGUAAAGGAGACACCUGUCAACAACCGAGUUCAUGAGAUCUACUUUUUUUGAUAAAAUCGCCAUUUUCAUGUGUUAAAGCCCUUUUCAUACUAACAGGUGCUAUCUUUUCUAAUACUCAAGUGCAGCCCUUUUCGAUCCAUUUGAAUUUUAUACCAACAUGUUUGUGUAUAUCUACAUUAACAACGCACCCAAGGGCCUUUAAAAUGUCCGGGCCGGCCCGAGUCAAGUCUCUCGUGCCAGGUCGACAAAUCCAUGCAUGUCUAACCAAACUUGGGCUGCUCCAAGACAACAAACAGAGAAACUGUUUGAUAAAUCUCUAUGCAAAAUGUGGGGAUUUUGGGAAUGCCCACAAGCUGAUUGAGGAAAAUCCGGAACCAGACUUGAUAUCUUGGUCUUCUUUGAUAUCAGGGUAUACCCAGAAUGGCCUUUUGGAGGAGGCCACUCUAUCUUUCAGAAAAAUGCAUUCUUUGGGUCUAAAAUGCAAUGAAUUCACGUUCCCCAGUGUGCUCAAGGCAUGCUCGAUAAAAAGGGACCUUUUGCUAGGAAAACAGAUUCAUGGGGUUGUGGUGGUGACCGGGUUUGGAUCUGAUGUAUUUGUAGCCAACACUUUGGUUGUUGUGUAUGCAAAAAGUGGUGAACUUUCGGAUUCCAGGAAACUGUUUGAGGAAAUCCCAGAAAGAAAUGUUGUAUCAUGGAAUGUUUUGUUUUCUUGUUACACUCAGAACGACUUUUUCAAGGAAGCAGUGAGCUUGUUUCAAGAAAUGGUUCAGAGUAGUGGAAUAAAACCAGAUGAGUACAGUUUAUCAACAAUAUUGAAUGCAUGUACAGGAUUAGCAGAUAUUUAUCUAGGGAAGAAAACCCACUGUUAUCUAUUAAAGAUUGGUCAUGAUUCAGACCCUUUCUCCUUAAACGCACUCGUGGACAUGUACGCAAAACUGGGUGACUUGGAAGACGCAAUUGCUGUUUUUCAAGGAAUUUCAGAACCAGACAUUGUUUCGUGGAAUGCUAUAAUAGCCGGAUGUGUUCUUCGUGAGUGUCACGACCAAGCAUUGGAAAUGUUGGGCCGGAUGAGAAGGUCCGGAAUGUCUCCAAACAUGUUCACCUUAUCAAGUUCUCUGAAAGCUUCUGCUGCACUGAAGCUUCAGACUGCAGGAAAAACAUUGCAUUCUCUUCUUAUAAAGAAAGACAUAGUUAUAGAUCCAUUUGUGAGUGUUGGGCUGAUUGAUAUGUACGGUAAAUGUGAUUUGAUGAACGAUGCGAGACUAAUAUAUGAUUAUAUGCCCGAGAAAGACUUAAUAGCUCUGAACGCUAUGAUAUCUGGAUAUUCACUGAACGAAGAAUACACUGAAUGCCUAACCCUUUUCGCUAACAUGCACAAGAGCGGAAUAAGAUUUGACCAAACAACUUUACUAGUAGCCCUAAACUCCACUGCUGGAUUGCAAGCUUAUGAUGUUUGUAAGCAAAUUCACACACUUUCAGUUAAAUCAGGGUUUCACUCUGAUCCCUAUUUGGUAAACAGCCUCAUCGAUUCGUAUGGAAAGUGUAGCUUACUAGCCGAAGCAGCUAAGAUCCUUGACGAAUUUCCUUUUGUAGAUUUACCAUCAUUUACCUCUUUGAUUACAGCUUAUGCUCAAUACGGAAAAGGGGAAGAAGCUCUGAAGCUAUAUUUAAGGUUACAGGAUUUGGAUAUAACCCCAGACUCAUUUGUUUGUAGUUCUCUUCUCAACGCCUGUUCUAAUCUUUCAACUUAUGAACAGGGGAAACAAAUCCACGUUCAUGUCUUGAAAUAUGGGUUCAUGUCUGACACCUUUGCUGGAAACUCUCUAGUAAACAUGUAUGCCAAAUGUGGGAGCAUAGAGGACGCUGGGCGUGCCUUCUCUGAGGUUCCAAAGAAAAGUAUCGUCUCCUGGUCAGCCAUGAUUGCGGGACUUGCCCAACAUGGGAAUGCCAAAAAGUCCCUUGAUUUGUUCAACGAAAUGCUUACUGAUGGAAUUACCCCUAACCACAUAACAUUAGUUAGUGUUUUGUGUGCAUGUAACCAUGCUGGUUUAGUUUCAGAAGCAAGAAACCAUUUCAAAACGAUGAAAGAGAGAUUUGGAAUUGAGCCAACACAAGAACAUUACGCUUGUAUGGUCGACGUUCUCGGGCGAGCGGGCAAAUUGGAAGAGGCUAUUGAUUUAGUAAACCAAAUGCCUUUUGAGGCUAAUGCGUCCGUUUGGGGGGCACUUCUCGGUGCUUCAAGAACACAUAAAAACGUGGGCAUAGGAGAACAAGCUGCACAUCAGCUUUUCAUUCUUGAACCUGAGAAGUCUGGGACCCAUGUUCUUCUUGCAAACAUUUAUGCUUCUGUUGGGUUGUGGGCAAAUGUGGCAGAGGUUAGAAGAUCGAUGAGAGACAGCAAAGUAAAAAAGGAACCAGGGUUGAGCUGGAUUGAGGUUAAAGACACGGUGUACACAUUCAUAGUGGGAGACAAAAGCCAUCCCAGAAGUGAAGAGAUAUAUGGAAAACUUAAGGAGUUAGUUGAGUUAAUGGGUAAAGAAGGGUAUGUACCCAUGGUGGAGGUUGAUCUGCAUGAUGUGGAAAAGGAACAAAAGGAGAUUUUGCUGUCAUACCAUAGCGAGAAGUUAGCUGUAGCGUUUGGGUUGAUUGCUACCCCUCCUGGAUCUCCCAUUAGGGUAAAGAAGAACCUUAGGAUUUGUUUGGACUGUCAUACAGCCUUCAAGUUCAUAUGUAAGAUUGUCUCUAGAGAAAUCAUAAUUAGAGAUGUUAACAGGUUCCACCACUUCAAAGAUGGAUCUUGUUCUUGUGGGGAUUAUUGGUAGCCUUCUUCAUUCAGCUAAGGCCGUCUUUUUGCAAACCAGUGCGGUGUGGUGAGUUUGAAGCUUUAAAGCGCUGUACCUAUGAUUGAAUGAGUUUCAAGUGCAUCUGCGGUGCGGAUGGUUUUACAUGACACCAUUUAGAUAGCAAAUUGUUGCCAAGUGAGAUUUUCUAUAGGAAGUGAGAGUUGCCUGUGGCCAAACAGAGCACCACCUCCACAAGUCACCAACAGAUAAUUGAGGCUUUGAACUAUAUUGCAAUUUCAGAGAAAUUGAAAUUAAGAGGUUUGUGGAAUUUACCUAGAAGAAUUUACUGUAUAAUUCAUUAUUCUCAUACAAACAUACUCCCUCCGUCCCCGAAAGAAUGUCCUACUUUCCCAAAAUAUAUGCUUGUGUACCUUCUCAAUCUCUCGCCCGGCUGCCUUACAAUUAGCUGCAUUAUCGGUGACAACUUGCAGCACAUUACUUGGUCCAACCGUGUCAAUACCUCCAAGAAGAAAUUUAGAAAUUUCUACUCCAGAUUUCUCAACCCCAGAAAAAUCUUCCGCGUACAUGAACAUCGCACCACGGGAAUUCACCGCUAAAACAUUGAUAAGUGGCCUAUGCUUCACGUUAGACCACCCAUCCGAGACAAUUGACACCCCUUGAGUGUACCACAUGUCUUUCACCACCGUUAGAUCCUUCUCAACGUCCCUAACGCAUUCGUCGAGCAACACCGUUCUCGCCUUUUCACUAGAAGGAGGUUUGUAUCCUUCCGGUGCCUUUUUGAUAGCAUUCACCAUUUCAAUAAAUUGCGGGUUGCGUAAGACGUUGAAUGGAAUCCCAUUUGCACACAAGCCCCUAAUGAUCUUUAAGUCAACUGCGUUUCUCUCCAAUAGCCCAAAAGACUCUUCCAAACGUUUCUUUGAUGACACACUUCUGGACAGCAGUGAAUUCUUCAAUGAUUUUGCAACGUCACCAGCCUCAGCUUCUUUUACUUUGUUCCAAAGACUUUCAUGCUUCUGCCUAUCUUUGAGGAGUGCAGGACACCUUUUGAUUUCUGCCUUUUUCCCUGCUGCAGGCCCAAAAAAAUGAACAUGAAUUCUUGUAUAAGAACUGGUGUACUUCCCCUUGCAGUGUUUGCAAACCCAUUGCUUUGCACCUCCUGCGUUUUUACUUUCACCCGUGCCAAGGAAAGUAACUUCAUCCAGCAGUGGUUUGGCUUUGGCAUUUGCAUCCUUAGUUUGCGUAGCAGGUACAACUUGUUCACUUUCUUGAGUUUCUGGAAGAACAUACUCUUCUGUGUCACUGUCCACUAAAUUAUAAGUGGCUGGAGACUCUGCUCUAGAAGAUGAACCAGACCCAAAAACCAUUUUAAGAAUUUAGAGUAUAAGUGAGAAGAGAAUGGAGAGUAGAAAGCUAAGUGAUGAAGACUGAAUUUGAAAUCACCGAAUGGUGAGAGUUGGAACAAUUUCCACCCCAUUAUAUAGGCUGGAGUGCUGGACGUAGAACAAAGUGAAGAGUAGAAGAGGAAGACUGAAGCGUGAAUUCGUUCUGCAGAAAUCGAAGAGUUAUAGAACGCGUCUGAAGUCUGAACGCCUAGGUAUACGAUUAAGAAACGGCGAUUCAAUUUUCGAAGCACAGUAAACGACGAGCCUGAAUGACGCUCUGGUACAGAGUUCGCGAUUUAGGGCGAGCCCUUUUGGUGUUGCGAUCGACAUCAGGUACGUUUGCGAACGUCUUGUUUAGCGAUGCGGAACGAUCCGACCUGCGAUUAGGAUCGAUUGGCCAAACGAUCCAACCUGCGAUCCCACCUGCGUCUGGUACGCGUUCGUACCGCGUUUGGGUACGGGGCGUUCAGAUCGCAGAUCGCGGUUAUCCCAACGAUUUAUGUUUCUAUGUCUAAAAGUCACUAAUGAUACAUCCCCUCUUCACAAACUUUUUUAAAACGAAAAGCGUCCAAAAGCGAUGACCUUGAGCUUUGCUUUAAAGCGAAAGCGCUAAGCAAAGCGUAGCUUUCUCACAAAAACGAUGCUGAUAAAAAAUAUAUAUGAUGUGUAGUUAAGUCAAAAAUGCGUAAGUAAUCAUAAAAGUCAUUAAGAAUAAUACUAGUGCAACAUAAAAAUGAGAAAACAUUCAUCACACAAUUAUGUAAAAACGCAUAACUAAUCAUAAAAGUACUAGCGCAACAUAAAGAUAAAAACAUCCAUCACAUAAUGUCUAAAAUUCUACAUAUAUAUGUUUCACAAAUAUAUAAUCAAGCAAGUUUAAAUGAACUGGAAAAUUUAAUUUAUCAAUAAACUUAGUGGAAUAAACUGGAAUAAACUGAAAAUUAAUUAACCAAUAAACCGAAAGGAAUAAACCGAAAAUUAAUUAAUCAAAAACUGAAAUAAAUAAACUGGAAUAAACUUAAAAUUAAUUAAUCAAUAAAUUGAAAGGAAUAAACUGGAAUACGGUCAAUAACCUAAAAAUUAAUUAUCCAAUAAACUCAUUAAACUGAAGAAUAAACUGGAAAAAAACUAAAAAUUAAUUAAUCAAUAAACUAAAAGGAAUAAACAAAAAACUAAUUAAUCAAUAAAUUGAAAGGAAUAAACUAAAAAUUAAUUAAUCAAUAAACUGGAAUUUAAUUUAGUGGAAUAAACUGGAAAUAAAAAAUUAAUUAAGUAACUAGCCGAAGAGGGAAGAACGACGUUUAAGGCUGAAAGGUGUUUCAAACAAAAAAUAAACAGAGCAAAAGACUGAAAGUUUUCAAAUUAAAAAAACAGAGUAAACCUGAAGAGUGAAAAACGAUGUUUAAGCUUUGGAUGAAAGAGAUUGUGCUUCUCACAGGCGAGUUGGAGAUUUCUAGCCUAACAGAAGUCUGCGCGAACUCCAAACCUGCGGCUUCUUCACCUGCGACUUCUCCUACGGCUUCAUCACCUGCGGCGUUGUCUGGUGCAUGGAAAGAAUCGAACGAAUAUAACCCUAAUCUCUAGCGCCGACACACUUAAAAUGAAAAAAUUGUCCGAUCAAAUUACCACUUUUUGUGAAAAGCUCUGCAAAGCGGUCACUCACAAAUAGCGCAGCAAAAGCGGAGCUUUCUCACGGCGAGUCGCUUUCCAAAGGCCAGGCGGAGAAGUAGGGCUCGCUUGUGCAUUGGUGCUUAAGCGCGCUUUUGGACGCUUUUAACAAGUGCCUCUUUGAUCUCCGAAUUUGUAUCUUUAUUUAUCAUAUUUAUAUUAUCAUCUAAUUUACGUACAUAUGUAUGCUCUAAUAAUAUCAUGUAUAGAUUCCCGUUAGCCGACCCCAAAAUCUUUUGGGAUCAAGGAUCGGAUUUUGUUGUAUGUAUGCUCUAAUUUGAUAUGCAUUUUCAUAAGCAACAAGGUGGUGGGGAGAAAAACGAUAUUCAUUAAUACGGGAUAUCAUCAAGUUUUGACAACCUUGAUAAGAACUGUAGGUAAAAAACGCUAAAAUAAAGACUCUUGUUGGUUAUAUAGAGAGUUACAGUAAUAGAUUAUGAUAGACCUUAAUUAUCUUCCUGGCCGGGUUGAGGAUCUUUGAGAAACAGGUGGUGCUAUAGGCAUGAGUUGAGCUGCUUUGCUUUCUAAGUAUGAUGAAUUCUGAUGCACUAGGAUAUGCCAUAUGCCCCAGGAGAAGGUUUGUUGAGGCAUAUAAUGAAUCCAGUUUGUAGUUAUUAAUCCAGAUGAAAGGAAUGUACCAAUAUAAGUAUGUCAUUUAUAGCAAAUCAUAGUUUAUUAGAUCCAUUUGCUGCACUUUGGCAUGUCAAUGUACUUUCUAUUGUAUGUAUAUUUUACCAAUAUGUUUUUGCGUGUGUUUGGUGCUGGUGUGGUGUGGUGUCUGAACAUAACUUUCAUGAUCACAUGUAUUACUACUUAAUAAGUUUUUAUAUUUUUUCUUACGAAUUAUAUGUCCGGACAUAACUCUCAG